GUAUAGUGGAUGUGAUUUGUCUGCAAUUGUUAGCGUUCAAUAUUCAAGAAGAUGGAGCUGUGGUUGUUGCUGUUUGUAUUUAUUAGAUUUGCACACGGACAAUAUGAUGUACCACAAGCAACCGUAGAAGUUUAUUCACCGAAAGGUCUAAAAGUUUCUAUCCCAGAUGAAGAAGGUAUUAAACUAUUCGCGUUUCAUGGAAAAAUUAACGAGGAAUUGAACGGCAGAGAAGGUGGUACUUUUUCAAGAGACAUUGUGAAACCCAAAGAUGGAAGAUGGACUUUUUAUGAACCAACAGUAAAACUCAACAUCGGCGACAAAUUAUAUUACUGGACUUACGUAGACUAUUUUGAUGGAAAAAAUAAAGUAGGUUACACCAACGACGAUCAAUUUUACGAAGUAAAAGAAUUUCAGAAAAAACCUGGCGAAUGCAAACCAUCACAGACAAUGACGCAGGGUAAAACCAAAUUAUGUAGUGGUGACCUAAUUUUCUCGGAACAUUUCCUAAAUCUGGAUCCCGUCCGAUGGAAAACCGAAAUUAAAUUUGGCGGCCCACCCGACUAUGAAUUUGUAAUUUAUGGAAAUUACUCUCAGACUCUCUCUAUUAAAAAUGAAAAACUACACAUUAGACCUAUACCGACUGAGGACGUCUACGGAAACGGCUUCGUUUUUACCAGUUUGGACUUGAACACGCAAGAUGCCAAAUGUACAGAAACCGUUUACACUUGUUAUAGAAAAGCAAAAGGUCAGUUCAUUGUUCCACCAGUAUUGUCCUCUCAAAUAAACACCAAGAACAAAUUCGCAUUCAAAUACGGAAAAAUUGAAGUCAGAGCCAAGCUACCCGAAGGAAAUUGGAUAUAUCCAGAAAUAUUCUUGAACCCGUUGACUAAAAAGUAUGGUACUGACUUUUUAUCCGGUCAGAUGAGGAUAGUUAUCAGUCAAGGUAAUCCGAAUUCAAUUAAAAAGGUUAGUGGUGGAGUGAUUUUGGGUGACGGCACAAUUACUAGAACCUACGGUAUAAAAUCUAGGAAAAAUCCAAACGUAUCAGAUUUUCACAACUACACUCUACUUUGGGCACCAGACAAAAUUGUUUUGUCAUUUGACGGUGAAAUUUAUGGUGAAAUUUAUCCACCUACCAAUGGAUUCAAAACGGUGGACGGCCUUUUAAGCGAACAAAAAAAGACUCUUUGGAACGAAGGAUCAAAUUUGGCACCAUUUGAUCAAGAGAUGUAUAUUACCCUGGGGGUGGGUGUCGGAGGCCAUAAUUUUGGUGAUGAAGAGGUCAAGCCAUGGAAAAAUUUCGAUCCUUUAGCAGAAAUAAACUUCUAUCGGGACACGGAAAAUUGGAAGAAAACUUGGAAUUCGCAGAGUGCUCUGGAAAUUGAACACGUCUUAGUAUAUGCUUUGUAAAACAAUGUUUUUAUCUGUAAUUUAACUGAUUAAAUAUGUGAUCGUAAUGUACGUAAUUUUAUAAAGAUUA
Aethina tumida (small hive beetle) is the source of this 1480-nucleotide messenger RNA. RefSeq names its product beta-1,3-glucan-binding protein. Gene Ontology annotation, biological process: carbohydrate metabolic process. The record is from RefSeq and is a predicted model, not a curated record. Gene Ontology annotation, molecular function: carbohydrate binding; hydrolase activity, hydrolyzing O-glycosyl compounds. NCBI's taxonomy places the organism in Eukaryota, Metazoa, Arthropoda, Insecta, Coleoptera, Nitidulidae. The transcript has 8 exons. Bases 52 to 1410 code for a protein of 452 amino acids.